CGCCCUUAAGUUACAUUCCCAUCACGCGGUUACUUCUCCGUCUCCCUUAGUCCCUAUCCCUCUACGAUUCUCGGAUUUCCCAAAAGCCGUAAAUUCGUCCUUGAUUCUACAGCUGAACGCAGGUUAUUAUUAUAGAAGUUUCGUAGCAAUCCUUAAUUUCAUGGAGCCUGCUGGAAAUGAUAAUGCUGCGCCUUUUGCCAACUGGAGAAGUGAUUUUUCGAUGCUGUUUCAGCACUAUUUGGAUAAGUCUACGCCUCAUCCACUGCAGAGAUGGCUAGGGACAUUGGCGGUGGCCAUGAUAUAUGUUUUGCGAGUUUACUAUGUUCAAGGCUUUUAUGUUGUCUCAUAUGGUUUGGGAAUAUAUGUGUUGAAUCUCUUGAUUGGGUUUCUUUCACCAAGAGUUGAUCCAGAGCUGGAAGCCUUGGAUGGCGCUUCAUUGCCAACCAGAGGUUCGGACGACUUCAAGCCUUUCAUCCGUCGCCUUCCUGAAUUUAAGUUCUGGUAUUCCAUCACAAAGGCUUUUAUUAUUGCAUUUGUCAUGACCUUCUUCUCUGUGUUCGAUGUACCUGUUUUCUGGCCAAUAUUGUUGUUUUACUGGGUUGUUCUAUUUGUCCUCACAAUGAAACGCCAAAUUCUACACAUGAUCAAGUACAAGUACGUUCCAUUCAGUAUUGGAAAGAAGACAUAUGGUGGUAAGAAAUCAUCUGCAAGUAGUAGCGACUAAAAGUUAUGAAGUUGCUGGCAGUUGUAACUGGAGGCUGCUAAUCUGUACUUGGGCAGUUGAAACAUAAUUUGGUGGAGUCUGUGAUGAAUGCAAGCUUAAGGUUUUCUAAAUUCCUACGAACAUGUCCUUUUGAGCAAACUCUGACAGUGAUUUGAUUUGAGAACCUUUUCCAUUAGAGAAAUGUUAUUACUUUUGAAAUGCAUUUCUUCUGUAUAGUUAGGCAAAAGUGACUUGGGUAAAUGCUUCUGUUUCUUGUGUACAUAUACGCUCGACCGUCUAUCAAUCUUGAUUUUUCCUUGCAGUUGAAUUUUGGUCAA
Messenger RNA from Tripterygium wilfordii, 1041 nucleotides. RefSeq names its product protein RER1A-like. The transcript is spliced from 4 exons. Lineage: Eukaryota; Viridiplantae; Streptophyta; Magnoliopsida; Celastrales; Celastraceae. The coding region runs from base 161 to 724 and encodes 187 amino acids. The record is from RefSeq and is a predicted model, not a curated record. Gene Ontology annotation, biological process: retrograde vesicle-mediated transport, Golgi to endoplasmic reticulum; protein retention in ER lumen. Gene Ontology annotation, cellular component: Golgi membrane.